AUGCACUUCAUCACCCCUAGCGUAUUUCAAUAUGCCGCUGCAUUGCCGGAUCAUGUGCGGCUGAGUUUCGUCUGCAUGACUCUUAGCCAUCGAAUCAACCAAGCGAGCAAUAACUUCCAGAGCCGGAGCUUAACGAGGAGGUUCUACCACUGCCGCGGUCUUGUCAUCCGCUCUUUGAACGAGGACCUCACGCUGGACCAUCGACUUAAAGGCGAUGCCAUUAUUGCUGGUAUCGUAGGACUAUUGCUUCUUGAUAACACGACAUCGCCCGCUUCAGACCUGAGAAUGACAGGAUCUCACCUAGAAGAUGUGGAAGCUCUCGUGAAGCGGUAUGGGGAUCGAAAUUUCGCUUUUCAGAUGUGCCCCCCCUCCUUAUUCACCAAAAUUGUGGCGAUAAACCACCUACGCUGGCAAGCCACAACCGUUGAGGCAACUGAGUCGCAUGGCCUUUCAAAAAGGGCGUAUAACACACUAGAUUCAGUUGACAAGUUCUCUCCCGAAGAGUGGGCUGCAGCCAAACCAGCGUCGAGUAAAAAGUGGACAAUUAUUGGAAGAGCUUUCCAAGCAGCUGUGGCCUUAUAUUGCAUAUCUUCGCUUCAGAGCGUCUCGAUCCUACCCCACAGUCAGUCCCUGAGAGCUCGUUGCACAGCCCAUGGCCAACUUUUGUAUCUUCUGCUCAAAGAUGCGCUCGUGGACCCACCUCUUAAAAGAGCUAUGCUUUGGCCACUGGCUUUGCUCGGCAUGGAAGCAGUCACAGGAAGCGCAACGAUGCGUAAUUUCGUUAAGAACCAGCUGACAGAGUUGAGUCGCGAAUUCGGCACACAUGUCCCAUUGACGACGAGGGGUGUGCUUGAGCGGUUCUGGGAGUCAGGCGAGACGCGCUGGGAUUCUUGUUUCGACAAACCAUACAUCUGCGCAGCGCAAAUCGCGGUGGACUUCGGCGGGCUGGUGUGA
Messenger RNA from Exophiala aquamarina CBS 119918, 954 nucleotides. RefSeq lists its product as uncharacterized. Bases 1 to 954 code for a protein of 317 amino acids. NCBI's taxonomy places the organism in Eukaryota, Fungi, Ascomycota, Eurotiomycetes, Chaetothyriales, Herpotrichiellaceae. The transcript has 2 exons. The record is from RefSeq and is a predicted model, not a curated record.